CACGUCGCCUUCAUGAUCAACGAGCGCGCCUGGCUGAAGCGUCUUCUUGCAGCCGAGGCAUGAUAGACAGGGUCGAUGGUACGGUCUUGAGGCUGGUCCGAGGACCUGUUCGGCAAAGUAGACUCGCUUGCCACAUCGCGCGCACUCUGGCGCAUUAGACACGAACUGUCGCGGUGCAGAUCGAUACGCAGACGGGCUGGACGUCGCUGCCAUUGCCGAUCCGGGCCUCGUCGUCGAUCAGCGCCCAGCACUUUCUCGCUGGCCCUGACGCGAUUUUUCUGCUUAUCGGCUGGCUCCUGUCGGGUCGCUGUCGAUAGCAGUGACAUGUCGUGGCCAAAGGUGUACGCAGGCGCAUCUGUCCUGCUCGCGUGCUCGGCAGGAUCCAGCGAGACGAGCGAGCCAAGGAACAAGCGCAGGCGGACGGUGCUCGUCAUCGGCUCUGGACGAUUGGCGGCAAUUCGAUCUUUCGCCUUUCUCGAAGCAGGCUACUCCGUCCUGCUUGCUUGUGAUGCUGCCCAGAGCCUCGAUGCAGAGCUGUCACACCGUAUAGCCUGCAACGAAGUGGCGGCGCUGUCACUGAACGCGCACGAUGACUUUGACGGCUGGCUAGACGGCAAUCUGUCUCAAUCGCAGUACCAAGAUCUGGCAAUGGUCAUCGUCACGGACACGCUCUACGCUCGAGCAUCAUCCAUGAGGUCACUUGAUUCUGCUCGGUCGAUGAGAGAGGCCUGCUACGAGAGACGGAUCCCCGUCAAUAUUGCAGAUCAACCGAGCUUAUCAGACUUUGCUUUCCCUGCCAGCCAUCGAUGGGGAGACGACUCCCCCCUCCAGAUGGCACUCACCACAAACCAACAUGCUUGCAAGCUCGCAUCCCGGCUCAAGAGGAUGCUCGUCACUGCCUUGCCUCGCGAUGCAGGCCAGGCUGUUGUCAGAAUUGGCAAGCUGAGGCAACAGGUCAGAUCUUGCGAGGUCAAGCAUGCUGUGCUCGACCAGUAUGAAGAAGUGGAGGAAGGCUUCUCCAGUCAACCGCUCAAUAUGCCGGUGCGACAGAUGGCCGUCAGUUCACCUCGACCCAGUCGAUGCACUUCCCCCAAUCGGACAGGCAAAGCUUGCGUCUUGACGCCACAGCUAGACACUCAGUUCAUCGGUCUCAACACAGAAACGCGAAUGAGAUUCAUCUCUCAGAUAUCCGAAUAUUGGCCAAUCGAGCGACUGGCGCAACUCGACGCCGAAGAGACAACGCGUCUGCUGGGCCUGCAUUCCGGAAACCAUCCAGAAAGCAGCUCGGCGAUCUCUACCAGCUCAGCAAGAGAUCACUCUCAUGUCGACACUCCGUCGAGCACACUUAGACACCACGAUUCGGCCGUUGCCUCCCUCGUCGCAUCGCCGUUGCGGUCCAAAGGUCUCAUUCUCCUCGUCGGAUCGGGCACAGGCUCGCCUUCCCUUCUGACAGUCGCAGCUCACCGUGCGCUCACGCAAAUGGCUACCGUCGUCCUCAGCGACAAGAUCGUGCCUGAGGCCGUUCUCGCGCUCGUGCCGAAAUCGACCAAGCUCAUCAUCGCUCGCAAAUUCCCUGGCAAUGCCGAGUCUGCGCAAGAAGAGCUCAUGCGACUCGCGCUCGAAUACGCAGGCCAGGGCCAUACUGUCGUCAGACUAAAACAAGGCUCCCCUUACCUCUACGGACGAGGAGGUGAGGAAGUCUUGCAUUUCCGCAAGCACGGUUACGAGUGUCUCGUCGUGCCGGGUGUCAGCUCAUCCCUUGACGGUCCUACAAUGGCAGGCAUACCGGUCACUCAGCGAGGAGUGGCAGAUACGCUCACGAUCUGCACUGGUGUCGGACGAAGAGGCAAAGGUGUCGUUCUGCCCGGCUACGAACGUACAAGGACGCUGUCGAUCCUUAUGGGUGUCGCUCGUCUCGUCUCUGUCGUCGAAACACUCACACAGUUGGCGAGCGAUCCUGCCGCCCCGCCUGCAGCACUAGAGCCAACGGGCGAGUCACUCCUGUACGAAGGCAAACGUACUCGGUCCGGCACACCUUAUCCGCCGUACCUGCCCAUUGCCAUCAUAGAGCGAGCUUCGAGCUCGGACCAGCGCGUCAUCGCCUCGACGCUCGAUCGUAUCGUAGCAGCUCUACAACGGCAUGGUGAACCACAGCGACCGCCCGGUAUGAUGGUCAUUGGGUGGGCGGUCCUCUCACUGGACGGCGAGGGCGAUAUAAGCAUGCUGGAUGAUAUGGAAGCCUUGCAAGAGGACGAAUCGCUCGACCGAUUGCAACGUGAUGCAGCUAUUGAAGCUGCUGAUCGGGCGCGCAUCGACCGUUGGCUUGCCGGCGAAACGGCUAUUGUUCGCGAGGGCCUACCAGCUCGAUGGUCGGACGUCUUCGAAGCCUCACUCUAG
Molecule: messenger RNA, 2397 nt
Organism: Mixia osmundae IAM 14324
Lineage: Eukaryota; Fungi; Basidiomycota; Mixiomycetes; Mixiales; Mixiaceae
Exons: 3
Coding region: 325-2397 (690 amino acids)
Biological process (GO): siroheme biosynthetic process
Molecular function (GO): uroporphyrin-III C-methyltransferase activity
Source: RefSeq, a predicted model, not a curated record